Molecule: messenger RNA, 2432 nt
Organism: Myotis brandtii (Brandt's bat)
Lineage: Eukaryota; Metazoa; Chordata; Mammalia; Chiroptera; Vespertilionidae
Gene: DACH2
Product: dachshund family transcription factor 2
Exons: 12
Coding region: 162-1895 (577 amino acids)
Source: RefSeq, a predicted model, not a curated record
AGCGUGAGCGUGAGCCCUGCUACUGUAGACUUGCGAACAGUUCUGAGCGAGCUAUAGCGCGCCCGAGAGAGAACGAGAGUGAAAGAGCGAGUGCGAGGGGACGGACCUAGAGGAGACAGGGCGAGAAAACGAGGGCCUGAGGACCUACAGUUUGAGACUGAAUGACCAUGGCUGUCUCCGCACCUCCGGUGAUCUCUGCAACUUCCAGUGGCGCUGGCGUCCCGGGGGGCCUUUUUCGGGCUGAGCCAAUGUAUUCGACUCCUGGAGAGCCUCCUCGUCUCACCCCCAAUAUGAUCAACAGUUUUGUGGCCAGUAACCACAGUGGCAGCGCAGGGGGUGGCGGGGUCUGUAGUGCCAGCGCAGGCAGCGGCAACACCGAGUGCAGGAUGGUCGACAUGCAUGGGGUGAAGGUGGCUUCGUUCCUGAUGGACGGCCAGGAACUGAUCUGCCUCCCGCAAGUCUUUGAUCUCUUCCUGAAGCACCUGGUGGGAGGGUUGCAUACAGUGUACACCAAGCUGAAGAGACUGGACAUAUCUCCCGUGGUGUGUACUGUGGAACAGGUCCGGAUACUCCGUGGGCUGGGGGCCAUCCAGCCCGGGGUGAACCGCUGUAAACUCAUCACCAGGAAAGACUUCGAAACUUUGUUCACUGAUUGCACCAAUGCCAGUUCAAGGCCUGGCAGGCCUCCUAAACGUUCCUUGGGAGUGUUGCAGGACAAUGCGCGCCUUCUGCCACAUUCAGUUCCAGGCCUCUUAUCACCAGGACUUAUCACUCCCACAGGUAUAACAGCUGCAGCCAUGGCUGAGGCAAUGAAGCUACAGAAGAUGAAGCUUAUAGCUGUGAACACUCUUCAGGGAAAUGGAAGCCAAAAUGGAACGGAAUCAGAGCCUGAUGAUCUUAAUUGUAAUACAGGUGGAAGUGAAUGCUCAUGGGAUAAGGAUAAGAUGCAGUCUCCUCUUGCUGCUCCAGGACCUCAACAUGGAAUUACUCAUGCAGCCCUGGCUAGCCAGCCAGGCCUUGGGGGCGCUCCUACCCUCAAUCCACUGCAGCAGAACCACCUGCUGACCAAUAGGCUAGAUCUGCCAUUUAUGAUGAUGCCUCAUCCUCUACUUCCAGUCAGCUUACCUCCUGCAUCAGUUGCCAUGGCAAUGAAUCAGAUGAACCAUCUAAAUACUAUUGCCAACAUGGCUGCUGCAGCUCAGAUUCACAGCCCACUCUCUAGAGCUGGGGCCUCUGUUAUAAAGGAAAGGAUCCCAGAGAGUCCUUCUCCUGCUCCCUCUCUGGAAGAGAAUCAUCGCCCUGGGAGCCAGACCUCCUCUCACCCCAGCAGCAGUAUAUCCAGCUCCCCCUCUCAGAUGGAUCACCAUUCAGACAGAAUGGAAGAGGUACCAGUUCAAAUCCCAAUGAUGAAGUCAACAUUGGACAAGAUCCAACUCACUCCUGGGCAGGCAUUGCCUCCUGGAUUCCCUGGACCAUUCAUUUUUGCUGAUAGUCUGUCUUCUGUGGAAACUCUGUUGACCAACAUUCAGGGUCUACUGAAAGUGGCUUUGGAUAAUGCUCGCAUCCAGGAGAAGCAGAUUCAACAAGAAAAAAAGGAACUGCGAAUGGAACUCUAUAGAGAAAGAGAAAUUAGAGAAAACAUUGAAAGACAACUCGCAGUUGAGCUUCAAAGCAGAACUACCAUGCAAAAGCGCCUGAAGAAGGAGAAAAAAUCCAAGAGAAAACUGCAGGAAGCUUUGGAAUUUGAAUCAAAGCGUCGGGAGCAAGUGGAACAAGCCCUUAAACAAACCACUAGUAAUGACAGUGGCCUGAGGAUGUUGAAAGAUACUGGGAUUGAAGAUAUUGAAAUAGAAAACAAUGGGACUCCUCAUGACAGUACUGCUAUGCAAGCCUGAACACUGAUGCCAGAACUCCAACUGAUCAUAGGCGCGAAUAGGGAGGUAACUGUUACUGUUUAGCAAUGUCACAACUGUUUUAUUCAGCCUGAAAGGUCCUCGCUGGCUUUACAUAAAUGAAGAUGCUUGUGAUUACAAUUUAUCUCUGAAACUCCACAGCAUGGAGUUAUUUCAGUUAUGUUUAUCAGCAACACCUUGUUUACUAAAACAGCUAUUCAGUCUAAAUUGAUUUAUAAAAAAGGAAUGUGUGUGCAUUUUAAAAGUAAUGAUGUGAACUUGUCCUCGCAUUAGAUUGACCAGUUUAAGAAUAUGAGCUAAAUUCUCAUGGUUUAAGUAACCUGACCAUAUUUGAUGCUUUUCUAUGUUCACUUCAGCUUGGCCUUUUGUCUUUAAAAGAAAAAAUGUGGUAUUGUGUUAGAGACUAGAAAUUUAUAUGUAUGUUUCUCUGUUCUAUGAUAUAUUAAGUUAAAGUACAACUUCUUUGUUUAAAAAAUGUACUUGCUAAACUUCAGUAUAAAUAAAAGCAUUUUGACUUUG